AUGGCGUUGCAAAUGCAUAUUUGGAUCGUUUUCGCCGGGGUUCUCCUCAACGAACGCGGCGCGGUCAUCACAACACCCCUCGACGCGCACUCGAAAGCGCAAAAGUCGAUCGAACGAACCAUGACCCUCGCGGACAUGGACCUCUCGGACCUUAAGGCUCAGCUCGCCUCCGUUCAGGCGGCGGUCGACGCCAAGGAGGCUGCGGCGGACGGCGCCGGCGUGCUCGCUGCCAAGAUCGUGAACCCCUACUCCAAGCUGUACAAUCGCGUGAGCGUCGCCGCCAUCCACGCGUGCCCCGGCGAUGGCGCGUCGCUGAUCGGAUCCACCGUCGUUGUGGGCGGGUGGGUCAAGACCGGCCGCGUCGCGGACAAGGGCGCGCUCGUGUUCCUCGAGGUCAACGACGGCACCGGACCCAAGAACCUCCAGGUGGUGGUGAAGGCCGAGGUGCACGCCAUCGACGAGCUCAAGUCCACGGGAACCUGCGUCGUCGUCGAGGGCGAGCUCAAGGCCCCGCCCGAGGGCGCCACGCAGGUGGUGGAGAUGCACGCCACCAAGAUCCUCCACGUUGGCCCGUGCGAUGCCGCCAAGUACCCGAUCGCGAAGAAGAAGAUUUCGCUCGAGUUUCUCCGCGAGAAGAUCCACCUCCGAACCAGGACCAACACCAUCGCCGCCAUCGCGCGCAUUCGAAGCGCCCUCUCCUACGCCACGCACUCCUUCUUCAACAAGAACGGGUUCCUCUACGUCCACACCCCGCUCAUCACCCAGUCCGACUGCGAGGGCGCGGGCGAGAUGUUCCAGGUCACCACCCUCCUGGGCGCGGCGGAUGCGGCGGCGGAUGCGGGCGAGAAGCCGCCGAGCGCCGAGGACGUCGAGGCGAUGAGGGCCAAGGUGACCGAGGCUGGCGACGUUGUCAAGCAGCUCAAGGAGGCUGGCGAUAAGGCCGCGGUCAAGCCCGCGGUGGACGCCAUGCUCAAGCUGAAGGGCGAGCUCGCCGAGAUGGAGACGGCGAGCAGGAAAGUCGGCGGGUUGUUCCGCGACGAGAAGGGCAAGAUUGACUACUCGCACGACUUCUUCUCCGAGCCCACCUUCCUCACCGUGUCCGGCCAGCUCAACGUGGAGACGUACGCGUGCGCCAUGACCUCCGUGUACACCUUCGGUCCCACGUUCAGGGCUGAGAAUUCCAACACCACCCGCCACCUCGCCGAGUUCUGGAUGAUUGAGCCCGAGAUUGCCUUCGCCGACCUCCAGGAUGACAUGCAGUGCGCCGAGGACUACGUGAAGUACUGCCUCAACUACGUCCUCGAGCACUGCCCCGAGGACCUCGCGUUCAUCUCCAAGAUGUACGAUAAGGAGGCUCUGGACCGCGUGAAGCACGUGGCGGCGUCCCCCUUUGGCCGCGUGUCCUACACCGAGGCCAUCGAGCUCCUCAAGAAGGCUGUGGCGGAUGGCAAAGAGUUUGUGUACCCGGUGGAGUGGGGCAUCGACCUCGCGACGGAGCACGAGCGCUACCUGGCCGAGGAGAUCUUCAAGAAGCCGGUCAUCGUGUACAACUACCCCAAGGACAUCAAGGCGUUUUACAUGAGGCUCAACGAGGACGGCAAGACGGUGGCCGCGAUGGACGUGCUGGUGCCCAAGGUUGGCGAGCUCAUCGGCGGAUCUCAGAGAGAGGAGCGUCUGGAGGUGAUGGAGGGCAGGAUGCAUGAGAUGGGCCUGGAACCCGAGGAGUACGAGUGGUACAUGGACCUGAGACGGUACGGGUCCGUGGUGCACUCCGGGUUUGGACUCGGGUUUGAGCGUCUCAUCCUCUUCUGCACCGGCAUGGACAACAUCCGCGACGUGAUCCCAUACCCGCGCUGGCCGGGUAACUGCACGUGAGUGAGUCCGUCGCGCACGGGACGCGCGUGCGUCGCGUGUUGCUUCGUCGUCGAUCGUUCACUAUUUUAUUAAACGCGAAGUUACAUU
Messenger RNA from Micromonas commoda, 1962 nucleotides. RefSeq lists its product with no specific name. The transcript has 2 exons. Gene Ontology annotation, cellular component: mitochondrion. The record is from RefSeq and is a predicted model, not a curated record. NCBI's taxonomy places the organism in Eukaryota, Viridiplantae, Chlorophyta, Mamiellophyceae, Mamiellales, Mamiellaceae. Gene Ontology annotation, biological process: asparaginyl-tRNA aminoacylation. Gene Ontology annotation, molecular function: nucleic acid binding; asparagine-tRNA ligase activity; ATP binding. Bases 1 to 1875 code for a protein of 624 amino acids.